This is a messenger RNA of Osmerus eperlanus (European smelt), 5908 nucleotides long. It is a transcript of the gene zfpm1, whose product is annotated as zinc finger protein, FOG family member 1. The record is from RefSeq and is a predicted model, not a curated record. Gene Ontology annotation, biological process: positive regulation of transcription by RNA polymerase II; negative regulation of transcription by RNA polymerase II; megakaryocyte differentiation. NCBI's taxonomy places the organism in Eukaryota, Metazoa, Chordata, Actinopteri, Osmeriformes, Osmeridae. Bases 1 to 3567 code for a protein of 1188 amino acids. Gene Ontology annotation, molecular function: RNA polymerase II-specific DNA-binding transcription factor binding. Gene Ontology annotation, cellular component: nucleus. The transcript has 8 exons.
AUGACAGCAGAGCCCAGGACACAUGACCCUCUUGGUGACCCUGAUGAAGAAGAAGAGGAAGAGGAGGAGCCGGGUCCAACACACAGCCCUGAGGAAGAUAGGGAGGAAGAGGAAGACAGGCUUCACUGGAGAGGGCCAGUAGAAGACCUGGAGCUGAGAGAGGGUGAUGAUGUAAUCCGGGUCGUGGCUCUCAGGGCCCUCCUCCCAGACACAGUGUGGGGCCCGUACCCGGGCACUGUCCAAUCAGAGGAGGCCGCAGAUGACCAGUUGACAGAGAGCUCCAGACUAACUCUGGUGUGUGAAGAUGCUGACUGCUGGCUGAGUAGAGUUCCUCUGACCUCUGACACCAGUGAAGCCAACUGCACUAUCUACAAACAGGGUGACCAACUGUUUUGUAAGGUGAGCAGGGAGAUUUCAGCAGGUGAUUCCCUAUUGGCUGAGCUGUCACUGUCUAGCAUGGACCUCCAGUCCCCCCCAAUCAGCCUCACUACCCACAAUGCCUUGGUGAAAGAGGAGUCCCCCUACCCAGCAGCCCUGCGCCCUGACAUCCAGCUCCUCCCCCAGCAGGCUGGCAUGGCCGCCAUCUUGGCUACAGCCGUUGUCAACAAGGACAUCUUCCCCUGUAAGGACUGUGGUAUCUGGUACCGGAGUGAGAGGAACUUGCAGGCUCAUCUCAUGUACUACUGCGCCAGCCGGCAGAAGCCGGCCACGCCCACUGCGUCGCAGUCCCCGCCCCAAGACAAGACCAAGGAGACCUACCCCAACGAGCGCCUCUGCCCCUUCCCACAAUGCAACAAGAGCUGCCCCAGCACCAGCUCGCUGGAGAUCCACAUGCGCACGCACAGCGGUGAGCGGCCGUUCAUCUGCCUGGUGUGCCUGUCAGCCUUCACCACCAAGGCGAACUGCGAGCGUCACCUGAAGGUCCACACGGACGGCCUGAAUGGCGUGUGUCACGGCUGUGGCUUCAUCUCCACCACCAGGGACAUCCUCUACAGCCACCUGGUCACCUGCCACAUGGUCUGCCAGCCCGGCUCCCGCAGCGAGGUCUACUCACCCGGGCCGGGCCUGCCCAAGCUGCCUCUGGCCCCAGGUCUCAGUCCCGGAGACUCAGGAGUGGUCCUGAAGUGCCAGGUGUGCGGCCACAACGCAGACAGCCCCGCCCUGCUCCACCAGCACGUGCGCACCCACCUGGAGGUGCGCGUCCCGGCCGAGAGAAGCCCCACCCCGCGCCAGGGCGACCCUUCCUCCGCCGAGCGGCCCCAGGACCGGGAGCCCCCGGCCUGCGUCCCCCGACCAGACUCGUCCAGCCCGGGGGCCGACGGGAGCUCCGCCACCCCCCGGGAGCACAGCCCCCCGGAGCCCCCGGGUCGCCUGCAGAUCAAGGAGGAGCCCGACUCGGAGACGGAGGCGGAGGCGCCUGGGAUGGAGGUGCAGGAGCAGGGAGAGGCGGAGGAGAGGGAGGAGAAGGAGGAGGCAUGGGAGGGGAGGAGCCGGGAGCACGCGGCACCGACGUCUCAAACCUCGACCCCGCCCAGAAGCCCCCCCGCGGUGGCCGUUAAGGCCGAGCCUGCUAGCCCCACCCCCGGCUCAAGCCCCGCCCACCCGGGGGUGGGGCCAGUGUUGCCAGGCGGCGCCGUCUUCCUGCCCCAGUACCUGUUCAGCACCGAGGCGGCCAUCUUGCCGCAGGCCUCGGAGAUCCUCGCCAAGAUGUCGGAGAUGGUCCACAGCCGUCUAAAACAGGGCCAGGCCGUCACGCCCAACCCGCCGCCCGCCUUCUACCCAGCGGGCACCACGGCUGCCCCCGCACCCCCCCACAAGGGGGCCACCUGCUUCGAGUGCGACAUCACCUUCAACAACAUCAACAACUUCUACGUUCACAAGAGGCUCUACUGUUCCAGCAGACACCAGCAGACAGACUCCUCUGCCCCAGGUCCAGCCCCGGCGCCAGCCUCAACCCCAGCCCCAGGCACAGCCCCUUGCCCUGCCCCAGGCUCUGGAAGAGACGACCCCCAGGCUCCAGUGCCCUCAGGGGCCCACAGAGCCUCCUCGUCGCCCCAGGGAGGAGCAGGGGCGGCCAGCCGCGUGGCGUCCGUCUCCCCCUCGGGCUCGGAUCCCGCUCCAGGGAGCACCGUGGUCGGGGAGGUGAAGGCCGAGCCUGCGGGCGGGAAGGAGGGGGGCUCCUCGUCUUCUGAGGGGGAGGGGGGCCAGGCCAGCGAGGGCAGUCAGAGCCCCGGGGUGGACGACGCGGACAACGACCCGACCAGGACCUUCUGCCAGGCCUGCAACAUCCACUUCAGUCGCCACGACAACUACAUGGUCCACAAGCGAUUCUACUGCGCCUCCCGCCACGACCCGUCCAAUCACCGAGCCAACCACCCGGCCAAGGCCAUCGCCCCCGGCACCGCCUUCCUGCCUCAGCCGAUCCGGACGCGUAAGAGGAUGAAGAUGUAUGAGAUCCACAUGGCGAGGAGCAAGGCCCUGGCCCCCGUCACGGCCCCCACCGCUGUAGCCCUCAGCCUGGCCCUCCAACAGGAGGGCCGGCCCCUGGAGGCCCCCGGCCCCGUUCCCGGCCGGGCCCUGUCCUCCCGCAGCUCCAGCCCCGAGGGCGACGGCCCCAUCGACCUGAGUAAGAGGCCGCGUCUCCGCGAGGCCCCGCGGGGGGGCAGCCUGCCGGCCCUGCCCCUCUCCGACUACCACAAGUGCACGGCGUGCAGCAUCAGCUUCAACAGCAUCGAGAACUACCUGGCCCACAAGACCUACUACUGCCCCGCCACCACCCUGCAACCCCACACCCUAGAGACCCUGCAGCGUCUCCACAGGCCCGUGUCCACCUCGCCCCACACCCGGGCCCUGGACCACCCCGAGGGCACCUCGCCCAGCCCACAGGUCCCCGCUCUGCCCCGCUCCGAGGCCACGUCCCCCCAUGGCACCCCGGGGGCCAGAGUGAGCCAGGGGUCGCCCCCGGGGGUGUGUCCCUACUGCCCACCCAGCCAGGCGGUGACCUGUGACCUGGUGGAGCACCUCCGCAGUGCCCACAGCCUGGUCCUACCCUCGCCCCACCCUGACUCCCAGGCUGCCACCCCCAGCUCCAGCCCAAACCUCAGCCCCCGGGACGCGCCCCCCCCCAUCUCCACCGCCUAUCCCAAGCUGGGGCCCAAGCCCAGCCGGGACAGCGUCAACGGACAGGUGAGGCGGGACACCGCCUCCCCCUCCUCCCCCCAGGUGAACGGUAGCCCCGUGGGGCCUCACGUUGGGGGGGGCAGCUCCCCCUCCACGGCCCCCCCUCUGGCUGUUUCCCCUGCCAGAGCGCUCUCUCUAACUGUGUCACCCGUGCCUGAGGCCCUGAGAGAGGUGGGGGUGUCUCUCCUGCUUGACAAGGUGUCUCUUGCCCACCCCCACCCGGCGCCCCCUCCCUCCCUCCCCCCCAAGCCUGCGCUGGUCUCCCCCCUGCAGAACGGGAACUCCCGCUUCUGUCGCCUCUGCAACAUCAAAUUCAGCAGUCUCUCCACCUUCAUCGCCCAUAAAAAGUACUACUGCUCCUCCCACAGCGCAGAGCAUGUGAAAUGAACCGAUGAUCUCCCCGUCUCGCGUCCUACCUACCCUGCCAUCUCCCUAUGUCAGACUGGUUUCCCCUGUGGACUGUGAAUGGAUAUGUGACUGACUGUUACUCACCUGACUUUGAACCCUUUAUCUGGGCUCCCCUGGUUUUGUUACCAUGGUAAAUUAUUCUUAUUAUUACUCCUUUUAUGGGUCAAAAAGUGCGUAUUACACCUAAGAUGAAUAUGCCACUCAUAUACCUACUUAACUAGCUACUUAACUACCUACCUGCACAGGCGUGAGACCACACCUCCAGUCCUCGAAUUUCACCAUCCUCCCCAAAAGUUCAAAGAAUGUUGCUCAACUUGGUUGUAGAGUCCACCCCUCUCCCCUUACACACACCUUGUCCCCCUUCCUCCGACAUGCGAUAUUGAUCAAAUUGUUUAUCUCACCGGGGUCUUUGUUUUUGAUGAUGAUUGUUGAAAGCAUUUCCUGCUUGCUGUUUCCUGCUAGUGAUUUCCUGUUUGGCUUCCUGAGCCUAACACACCUGCGAGAGGGAGCAUGGCUCUCUCUAAGCCCUCUGCUGGACCACACCGUCGCUCCCCUUUCCUGUUUUAAUGAUCGUGUUCAUAUUGUUCAUAUGUAUGACGUCUCCAAAUGAUAUUCUUUAGACUUUGGUUGGAAACACUGGCUCUCAAGCUAGAAAAAAAGCUGAAGAUUUUUUGGGUUGUUGAAGAAAAUGGAUAUCACAAGGUUCCGAAUAUCAGACCACCGGUAGGUUGGGAUAUUUGCUAAAAAUGGAUCUUUUCCAAAAACAAAACUUGUCUUGAAUGCAAGAGGAGGAAAAUGUGAAAUAUUUAUCUUUGAGUCCUCUGAUUUCAUGUCAACAGAAAACUACCUACCUAGUGUCUGAAAAUAUUUGUAUUUUUUAUUUGUAUAUUUUUCAUACUGUUUGAAGGAACCGUUCAAUAUUGGUGUGCUGAAGUGUAUUUUGUAAGUGUAGAUAUGUAAUAUCUUUCACAGUAAUCACUGGGACUACACUGAAACCUAGUUUUCCUCAUUUCCUCAUCCUGUUGUUUGAAUGUGUUGGUUUGGUUCGAACCUCCUGUAUUCAUUGAUUAGCAUUUUUCCAGAUCAGUCCCUCUUCUACUUGUGCUUUAAACGUUUCUGGUCCAGAAAGAAAGCUCCCUUCUUUAGCUUGACCCUGACCCCUGACACCGUAGUCCCAUAGACAUGAAGCCCAGAGGUGACUCGAGAGAGAGAUUAUUAACGUUUAUCUCAAUAGGGGGCAGUGUGGAGCCAUAUUGGUUUUACCUUUCCAGACCUAUCGUAUCCUCUGACUAGGGGCUGAUUUGGGCUUCAGGGGUUUGCUAGAUCCUGUUCCUGGUUUCUUUGGGCUACAAAAGACAUAAAUACACACACACACGCAGGACACACACACGCAGGACACACACACGCAGGACACACACACGCAGGACACACACACGCAGGACACACACACGCAGGACACACACAUGCAGGACACACACAUGCAGGACACACACACGCAGGACACACACAUGCAGGACACACACACGCAGGACACACACACGCAGGACACACACACGCAGGACACACACACGCAGGACACACACAUGCAGGACACACACACGCAGGACACACACAUGCAGGACACACACACGCAGGACACACAUGCAGGACACGCACACGCAGGACACACACAUGCAGGACACACACACGCAGGACACACAUGCAGGAUACACACAUGCAGAACACACUCAUGCAAACACAGUAAGCACACAUACUUACACACACAAUACAGUACACACACCCACCAACACACACACACACACUUAUCUUACUGUUCCCAUGACUGGAAACCCAGAAGUGGAAGUUGUGUUGGAGGAUUGUUUUGCUUUUGUUGUCAGAAUUUGACCUUUGACCUUUGCUGUAAAAGUUGACAGUGUUUACAACAUCGCUCCUCCCAGAUUGAACAGGGGAAGAGUGCAUAUUCAACUAGUCACAAAUGUGUGAUUUGUAUUGCACUGUGUUGUACUUAAUGUGCUGAAUGUGUUUGUUUCAAAAACCUUUUUGUACUGUAUUUAUGUUUUUACAGCACUUUUCCACAUCCAAAUUCUAACCCUAACCCUUUUGAAGGAGUUGAUCGAUUUGAUCACAUUAUGAACUAAAGUUAAAUCCAAACAUGUUGUGAAUGAUUACAAAUGUUCAUGAUGGAGAAGUCCUAAUGAAUGUCAAGCUUUUCUUUCUAAUUUUGUUUCAUGUCCUUUCUUUUAUUUGACUUAGAUUGUUUUCCAAGUUCCACUACACACUAUGCAUGGGAAAUAAAGGUCCUCAGAGACAUUCAAUAAGA